Molecule: messenger RNA, 5462 nt
Organism: Dunckerocampus dactyliophorus (ringed pipefish)
Lineage: Eukaryota; Metazoa; Chordata; Actinopteri; Syngnathiformes; Syngnathidae
Gene: mmp15a
Product: matrix metallopeptidase 15a
Exons: 10
Coding region: 402-2513 (703 amino acids)
Biological process (GO): proteolysis; collagen catabolic process; extracellular matrix organization
Cellular component (GO): extracellular matrix
Molecular function (GO): metalloendopeptidase activity; zinc ion binding
Source: RefSeq, a predicted model, not a curated record
GCCCUCAACCUCGGAACUAUGUGAUGACAUAUUCAUCUGUUAGAUGGCGAUCUUCUGUUUACUGCUUCGGUGGAGGGCAUGAGACAUCUGCAGAACUCUUGGCUGCCGUUCGGGUCGCAUUAUUUUGGUCGGUUGAACUUUGAAAUUGACUCUUUUUGCUUCGGUAGUGGACCUGUGUGUGUGCAGAAAGUGAACAUCGGUUGUGGAGCACUUUGGAACUUGUGGACUAAAGUGCUGUUUUAACUUGGAUCUGACCUCUGAAUGCGUAUUUUCUUUGGGUUCCACACUUGUUGCUUGGGCUUCAAUGUAAGAAGACAAGCUGCACGUUUUUUCCCCCCACAAUCCCUGCUUCGCUGGAGAAACCUUCCUUUGUUACGUCCACCACUCGAGUGUGGACAACGAUGAUGAAGAUGUCAGCGCAAGAACCCCGGACUCCAAUACUGAUCACAACCGUCUAUGUAUUGUUUCUGGUCCUUGGCACCUCCACAGCAGAUGUCCCUGAGGAGGAGGGCUUCAAUGCGGAGGCAUGGCUUCGUCAGUUUGGCUACCUGUCUCAGGCCAGCAGGCAGAUGUCCACCAUGCAGUCGGCCCAGAUCCUGUCCCAAGCCAUCAGCGACAUGCAGCGUUUCUACGGCUUGGAGGUGACCGGAAAGACGGACGCUGCCACAAUCGCAGCCAUGCGUCGACCUCGCUGUGGCCUCCCAGACAGAAAAGCAGACAUGGAGGAUGGAGCGAGGAGGAGGCGCUACGCUCUCACUGGACAACGGUGGGACAAGGACCGCCUGACUUACAGUAUAUUGGACCAGCACAUCCCGCCCUCCCUGGGAGCAGAGGGGGCAUACGAUGCAAUCCGCCGAGCCUUUGACGUGUGGAGAAAGGUCACACCGCUCACCUUCCGACAGCUGCCCGCCCCACACGGCAACAGCAGCGAGGCCCAGCUCGCCGACAUCCUGUUGUUGUUUGCCUCUGGUUUCCAUGGCGACAUGUCCUUGUUUGAUGGCGAGGGGGGCUCACUGGCUCACGCCUUCUACCCCGGGCCGGGAAUGGGCGGGGAUACACACUUUGAUGCAGACGAGCCUUGGACUUUGGACAGUCCAAACCUUCAAGGUGUCGAUCUCUUCCUGGUUGCGGUGCACGAGCUCGGUCAUGCUUUAGGUCUGGAGCACUCGGACAAUCCUGACGCCGUCAUGGCUCCCUUCUAUCAGUGGAGUCACACGCACAACUUCACACUGCAUGACGAUGACAUCCAGGGGAUACAGCACAUAUAUGGUCCUCCUGUCAUCACAGAGGUCCCUCCCACGUCUCCUCCCUCCUCCGAUGGUGAUCCUGAAGCUGAAUCAACCACCGGCCCUUCUCCUGCUGAGGAAGAACCCACCCAUUCGCCUCCAGUUGAACACCCGACCGGAAGAAGCCCGCGUGAGCCUGAAACAACCCCCGGCCCGACUUCUCAUCGCCCCGCAACCCCCACAACCUCCCAUCCUGAUCCCGAACCCGUCACCCCGCCCAUCAGAAAAGACGUUCCCCUUCCUCCGCCCACCCGUCGGCUUCCCAAGCAGCCAGACAACACGGUGCCUGAGAUCUGUGACGGGGACUUUGACACUGUGACCUUGCUGAGGGGAGAGAUGUUUGUGUUCAAGGGUCGCUGGUUUUGGCGAGUCCGUAGGAACCGUGUCCUGGACAACUAUCCCAUGCCGAUAUCUGUCUUCUGGGGUGGUCUUCCUAGCGACAUUGACGCAGCUUAUGAACGCCACGAUGGCAAAUUUGUCUUCUUUAAAGAUGAUCAAUACUGGCUCUUCAGGGAAGCGGAUCUCCUGCCAGGAUACCCACAACCCAUUCGGGAAUAUGGUCAAGGAGUUCCCACACACGGCAUCGACACAGCAAUCUGGUGGGAGCCAAACGGACACACCUACUUUUUCUCUGAUGACAGGUACUGGCGAUACAAUGAGGAGACCCGCAAAGCGGAUCGAGACUUCCCGAAACCAAUCAGCAGAUGGGGCAAGAUCCCUCCGUCACCCAAAGGAGCCUUCCUCAGUGACGAUGGCGCUUACACCUAUUUCUACAAAGGCACAAACUACUGGAGGUUUGACAACCACAAGACGGCAGCAGACAAAGGCUACCCCCGCUCCAUCCUCAAGGAUUUCAUGGGCUGUGUGGGCGUCCCCGAGCCUCGGCCAGACCCGGACACCGAGCCUGAAGACAAAACCACCAAGCCUUCAGGCGGAGGAGAUGGUGGGCAGAAAGAUGCGGACAAAGGCAAGAACCGAGACUCAGAAAAAGAGGAUAAAACGAAGACAGACAGUGCGGAGGAAGAGGAGGACAGCAGUGACGUGAACGUGGUGGUGACGGUGGCCAACAAUGACUCCAAGGUCAUGACCCUGAUCAUGGUGGUGGUUCCUCUGGUGCUCAUUGUGUGUAUCCUCGUCCUCAUCUACGCCAUCCUCAGGACUCUGCAGAACAAAGAGACCCCCAGGGCUCUGGUGCACUGUAAGCGCUCGCUGCAGGACUGGGUGUGACGCUAACACACUUUCAGGAGAGCCUUUUUUUUUUUGGACUUGAGCGUGGCAGGAAGAUCGUUUUAGCAUUGCAUCCUGCAAAGCAACCUAUGAAGUGGUUACUACGGUGCCCGUGGAGCUCUUUCACCAAUGUGCCUUGUCCUGCUCCCACUAUUGAUGUCCUGUAAAAGUGGCACAGAGGAUUGGAAGCCUUUUCAGCAUUUCUAGCCGUACAAAUGAAGAACAGUUGUCAUCCAGAGGAUAUGCACUUCAUCAGCAACACAUUUGCCCCUUUUUUUUUUCUUUCCCCUAAGCGCUCUCAAGCACACACGCUAGCAGGGGUCAUCCUCCGAGCAGCGCAGGAAUGUCAGACACACGGCCAAACAUCACAUGAUCUCGAAAAGCGACACGCAUAAGUGACCACUUACUCAAACAACGGCACAUGAGGUAUUUUUUUUGCACAGACCUCCCCUCGUCCCACUAUGAUGACUUCUGAGGCUCCACCAUUAAAUGUACAAUCCCAGCAGAGUCAUAUUCAUGUACAGUAGAUCGAGAAACACACUAACGGACACACCCAUAAAAACCCUACAAAUGCCUGCUUUUGAUACUCUAAACCAGGUGUCAUCAAUUACAUUUGUUCAACGGCCACAAUUUUUCUUGGCAGACUCUGUGAGGGCAGAUGGUGUCAUUUAAAAACAACAACAACAAAUAUAUGCGUGUGUGUCAGACUCAUAUUACUUGUAUUGCAGAAAGCCACCAAAGUCCAAGUUACAGCGCAAACACAUCGGCUUCUUCACUGCAUUUUGGGUAAACACGUAUGCCUCGCUGUUGCCCCCUGCAGAGCGGGGGAAGUGCUGCACGGACGAGCACGUCUCUAGUUAGACUGAAUGGUUUCAGUAUUUGGGUGAUGUUAGGCGGGCCAGUGGGCCACCUAUUGAGGACCCGCUUGUAUUGUACUUUAGGAAAAACUUUUUUUUCGUAAUUUUGCCCAUCAAGCAGAUUCCUUAUGUGAGACAUGAACAAAAAACUGUGCAAAAAAAUGGCAGUAAUCGCUAGCCGCUGUGGUGUGGCGAGGUGUCACUACGCCAGUACUGUAGUUCUUUGGCGUAAUAAUGUUAAUAACAAUAAUAAUAGCUGUCGCUGCAGCUUGGUUAAUAUGCAGGUCACAUUAUGCAAAUGGAGCGUUGUUGGCGCUUUUUGGAGUUUUUUUCGGACUGCGUUACAGGCGGAAACAUUGCAUCCCAUUACGUGCAUUCUUACCUGCCUCUUUUUAGCUGUUUUUGUAUCUUUAGAACGCACAGAAAAGAGAAAGACAUACGUGUCCAUGUCUCACAUAAGAAUUGUGGAUGAUGAGCAAUAAACGUGCAGUUUUCCUUUCAAGACACGUGCAGUUACACAACAUCACGUCCUGACGAAGCAUCUUCCUGCUGGAAAAUGUUGAGUGCAUUGACUUGUGGGAUGACGCCUUCUACUGGAUUCAUAGUUGCAGCACUCCUUUCCCCCCCUGCCUAUCAAACCACUUAAUGUAUGUUAGUGUUUAAAAAAAUGAUCAUUUACAAUCUAAAGCAAAGAAAAGAAAUGUGUGACUGUGUGAGGGGAUCUACUGUACAGUACGGAUGGUGCCAAGAAGGGUGUACAGUCGUCCCUCGCCGCUUCGUGGUUCCAAUUUCACGGCUUCACUCUUAUCAAAAUCAAUGAAUAAAUUAUUGCUGUCUGGUGACUGAAUAUCGCCUAUUAGUAGUCCAAAAAUAUGAAUAAUUUAGCAAAUUUGAUGUGUUCUUGGCCUAAAUAAAGCAUUUUGAAACAUAAAAAUUGCUAAAUGAACGAAAAUACAAAUAGAAGGCAUUCAGAAGACGCAUUUAAAGACAUGAUGUGUAGUAUUGUGUGUAUUGCUGACAUUAUGUCUACUAAAUUGGGUAAUACGAGUGUAAAGGUGACUACAAAUGGUUUAGAAGGUCUCAAACAGGUUUUGUAUGUUCUUAAGUACGAAAAUGUGCCAUGAAAAAGGAUAACUACUUUGCUGAAAUACAAAAAACGCGAAAAACGAGGGAUUACUGUAUUCACUUUGUGGUAUUUAACAAAUCACUCAUGAAAUGUGUAACCUAUAUGUACGAUGCAUCUUUAUGCUUUGGUGGACAUUGGUGAAUCCUGCAGACAAAAAGCAAAUGGCCCCGUGUCUGCUUUCCAUUAGGCCCACGUGUUACACAUUUAGGCUUGAAGAAAAAGGAGAGAAAUGCAAAAAAUGGACUGAACGUGCUGGUGGGAUGAGGAGUAAAUAAGAGAGAAUGAGAUGAGGGGGGGAUGGAGUUGGAGGGUGAAGAAGCGAAGAUUUUUUUUGUGGAAAAAGAGAAGUAGAGGAAGGAAGAAAAGAAAAAGAGGGAGGAGCAGCGCUGGCGUUGCGCCUCUUGACCUAGAUGAUUCAAAUCCCACUCCUCCACUUUGUUGUCUUUAGCAGGAGAUGACUUCCCUUCUGGCCUCCUCCCUUUUCUUCCGUCCACUUUUCCUCUUCCGCAUAUUCUCAUCACUUCUCUGUUCCCGUGUGUAUACUUUUUUGAAUCUGUUUUCUUCUGCACUCCAAACUACAAAAACGACAUGCUACGUACCUUUUUGUUGUAUUUGUCUGACUGUAGGAAAAGCUACUUGAUUGCGAUGUGUAGUUUUGUACACGAGCAGACAUUUAUUGCUAAUUGUGUUGAUGCAUGCAGAGCAUGUUGUUUAGGGCCUUCACAAAAUUGGCAAUAAAAUUCACAGUAAAAACCAGCACUCGUCCUUUCAUUGCCAAAGUUUCAAACAUAUGUUUGUUAUUACCUGGAAGGAGCUCUUUUCACUGCGGGCAUAUUUUUCACCACAAGAGGGAGGCUUUGCUUCUCCAAUGACACCAUUUUUGUCCUGUAAUUAACUAGUUAACAAUAUAUUUAACAACAAAAAAUAACAUUAACAACUAACUCACAUUCGACCGGAAAGCCUCCC